This is a messenger RNA of Guyanagaster necrorhizus, 871 nucleotides long. RefSeq lists its product as uncharacterized. The coding region runs from base 34 to 585 and encodes 183 amino acids. The record is from RefSeq and is a predicted model, not a curated record. The transcript has 7 exons. Lineage: Eukaryota; Fungi; Basidiomycota; Agaricomycetes; Agaricales; Physalacriaceae.
AACGAAUUCGCCCUCUGUUUCGAUACGUCCAACAUGUACUUUUCUCUCGCUUUUCUCCUUUCGGGUUUGGCACUCGUCAGCCCUGUCUUGUCAGAGGUCUGCAAAGGGCAGGUCACGCUCAGCGAGUACUAUAUUGGAGUGGACAAGAACGUCAAGGUCGAGACUGUGUCCUGCCCCGAGAUCUCUCACGCUAAGCGCAGCGACUUGUCUUCCCGCCAAGCUUCGGGUGCUACCAAUGUCUGUGGCGCAGAGUGUGACACCUCCUGUUUCACUCCCAGUGGGGGUGGCCCGGAUCCUAAUGAGUGCCAUGUCAUUGCUGAUGCACUCCGCUAUGACAGUGAAAAUACUGGAACCUACUUCGAUGUUAAUAACGGGACCGCUGGCGAUAAUAUUGUUGUCAUGACUUAUAACAGCUGCGAGACCUUCUUUGCCAAUCAAGCGGACGGGGUUCUGGAGUACUGUCGUACUGACUGGGCCUCUGUCAUUGACUGGGUGGCUCCGAACUGCCAAUCCACCCAGAAUGCGCAUGGUGGAGACUGUAUUGCUAGUGACCAAACGUGGUUUAUCCAGGUCCAGCACUCUUAAAGCAGUCGACCACUUGACCGUUCGUGAAAGAAACGUUGCAAGACAGGGAAUUUUUAAUUGUUAUAUCAAAUCUUGCACGUACUUGGACAUGCAUACCACUUCGUCUUUCGUUACCAGUUAAAUACUGAAUCUGUUUGAACCACAUUUCUUAUCGUUGGCCUUAUUUCAUGGCUACCUGCAAGACCUUCGCGCACUCGACUAAGUCGUGAGGAUUGUCCUGAUUAUUUAUUUAAAUCAACCGUUGAACAUAUUCGUUUCGUUCGUGGGUCGAACGAUAGAAUUUCCA